ACAAUUGUUGAAAAUUUCAACCUCAUCCCUCAAAUAUUUCCCCAUAUAAACCCCAAACACAACCAAAACUCCUCCUCAUUUUCAAAAUGGCAGUGAAGAGGAAGAUGAAAUGGCAAGACUAUUUCCCGGGCUGCUUCAAGCCCGAGGCCCCGGUCCGGGGCAAGAAGAAGCCGGUCGCCAAGCAGACCUCGUUCCCGAGGAUCUCGAUGUCCGAUUUCAGCGGCUCCACCGUGCUCUCCGAGGAUCUAUCGAUCUCCCUCGCGGGAUCGAAUCUUCAUGUGUUUACGCUGCAGGAGCUCAAGGUCAUCACGCAGAAUUUCUCGUCGAGUAACUUCCUAGGCGAAGGCGGGUUCGGGCCCGUCCACAAGGGCUUUGUUGAUGACAAGCUUAGGCCGGGCCUCAAGGCCCAGCCCGUCGCCGUUAAGCUCCUUGAUUUGGAUGGCGGACAAGGCCACCGCGAAUGGCUGACAGAGGUGAUUUUUCUUGGUCAAUUAAGACAUGCUCAUUUGGUGAAGUUGAUUGGAUAUUGUUGUGAGGAAGAACACAGGCUUUUGGUGUACGAAUACAUGCCAAGAGGAAGUCUUGAAAACCAGCUAUUUAGAAGAUUUUCGGUUUCACUUCCAUGGCCAACAAGAAUGAAGAUAGCUCUUGGAGCAGCCAAAGGGCUUGCUUUCCUCCACGAAGCCGAAAAGCCCGUUAUAUACCGUGAUUUUAAGGCGUCCAACAUUUUGCUAGACUCGGACUAUACAGCCAAGCUCUCGGACUUUGGGCUCGCCAAAGACGGCCCAGAAGGAGACGACACGCACGUCUCCACGCGAGUCAUGGGCACUCAGGGGUAUGCUGCCCCUGAGUACGUCAUGACAGGUCACCUGACAGCUGCGAGCGAUGUGUACAGCUUUGGAGUAGUACUGCUCGAGCUGCUCACUGGGCGGAAGUCAGUAGACAAGACCCGCCCCUCCAGGGAGCAGAACCUGGCCGAAUGGGCGCGGGCCCUGCUCAAGAGCCCGCGCAAGCUGGGCCGCGUGAUGGACCCCAGACUGGAAGGCCAGUACUCCGAGGCUGGGGCCCAGAAGGCGGCGGCCCUGGCGUACCAGUGCCUGAGCCACCGCCCGAAACUCCGGCCCACGAUGAGCGAAGUGAUCGAAGUGUUGGAGCCGUUGCAAGAUAGCGACGGAAACCAAAUCGGAACCUUCGUCUUCGUCUCCACGGAUAGCGAUUCGAGAGAAAUAUCGAGCAACGGGGAAAAACACAAGGAGAUGAAGCGGGAGAAUCAUCGGAAACCGGCGGCGAAGUCUCCGAAAUCGCCGCUCACUUUCACAGAGAUGAACUCGCCGCACCACCACCGGAUGAGGAGAGUGUGAUCAUAAAAUGCAGACUUUUUUGUACAUAAAUUUUAGCCAUUGCUGCUGGUUUGUGUAGAAUUACACAUGUGAUUAGGCCAAGUGUAAUCAUGGUUUUGUCAUUAAUUUUUUUUUAUUCAUUUGAAUUUUGUGAUUUUUAAUGCAAUGAAAAGGGAAGAUUGGUUA
Messenger RNA from Salvia hispanica, 1526 nucleotides. RefSeq names its product serine/threonine-protein kinase RIPK-like. Gene Ontology annotation, biological process: protein phosphorylation. Gene Ontology annotation, molecular function: ATP binding; protein kinase activity. NCBI's taxonomy places the organism in Eukaryota, Viridiplantae, Streptophyta, Magnoliopsida, Lamiales, Lamiaceae. The record is from RefSeq and is a predicted model, not a curated record.